Messenger RNA from Drosophila navojoa, 1306 nucleotides. It is a transcript of the gene Creld, whose product is annotated as Cysteine rich with EGF like domains. The record is from RefSeq and is a predicted model, not a curated record. Gene Ontology annotation, molecular function: calcium ion binding. NCBI's taxonomy places the organism in Eukaryota, Metazoa, Arthropoda, Insecta, Diptera, Drosophilidae.
CUAAUCAACAACCCCAAAUUAAUACACGUAAACCUUUAGCCGAAUUGCCGAAACACCAAAAUAUGCUAUUGAAAAUAUGUUUUGUGCUGCCACUCAUAACAAUUGCAAUUGCACUUGAUGAACCACAAAAGCUCAAGGAUAAAUCCACUAAACUGCCGCCUUGCAAAGCGUGCACAGUGCUGGUGGAGUCAUUUAACUUGGGCUUGGAGCGUACGAAACGAGGCAAACAUGCCGGCGGCGACGCCGCCUGGGAACAGGAGAAAAUGCGUGCCUAUAGAAAUAGUGAGGUGCGCUUCGUUGAGAUCCAGGAGCAGCUGUGCAGCGAAGUUAAACGUGGCCAGGAUCACUGUCAUAUGUUGAGCAACGACCACGAGUCCUUGAUUGAAGACUGGUUUACAAACAAACAGGACGAGGAGCCCGAUUUGCAUGCUUGGCUGUGUAUCAAUCAACUGAGCGUUUGCUGUCCAAGCAACACGUAUGGACCCACUUGCCAGCCGUGCACCGACUGCAAUAAUAAUGGGAAAUGCAAGGGCAACGGCACACGCAAGGGCAACGGGCAGUGCCUGUGUGACAGCGGUUACGCAGGUAUCAAUUGCAACGAGUGUGAUGAGAACAAUUAUGAAUCCUUUCGCGAUGCCACAAAGCUGCUGUGCACUCCAUGUCAUGCCGCUUGCGGUGAUGGCGGUUGCAACGGCGCUGGUCCGAAAAGUUGUCGUAAGUGCAAGGAUGGCUGGCGGAUGGACACCGAAACGGGCUGCGUGGACAUCAACGAAUGUGUGGAUCAGCAUCGAGCGUGUCGUCCGCAACAAUUCUGUGUGAACAACGAAGGCUCCUUCUCGUGCCUGGAAUGUGAUCGUUCCUGCGAUGGUUGCGAUGGUGAUGGACCCGAUAUGUGCAAAAAGUGCGCCGAUGGCUAUCAGCUGAAGGAUGGCAAAUGUCAAGAUCUGUCCUCGCAGCAGCGUGAUUCUUAUGUGAACAUAACGCGAUUUCUCACCUACUUCGGCAUGUGCGUGGCCACCUGCGUCAUCUUCCAGAGCUCCACACAUAUUGCGUAUAUCGUUGGUGGUGCGGUGGCCAUCUAUAUAGCAGCAUCCGAGUAUUGGCUGAAUUGGACAGCGCAGGGCGGCGUUCAAAAGCCGGAAAUAGACACAAAGCAGCUAGAGGAUUUAAUUAUGAAGUCGUUAUAAGUCAGGAAAAAAAAGCAACCAAAAACAAAAAAAAAGGGAAAAGACGUUUGGAAUAUUUGCUGAUACAUACGAUAAUUUUAUUCUAUGAAUAAUUCGUAAAUGAGCAUUUGUCUGCAGUA